Molecule: messenger RNA, 4830 nt
Organism: Culex quinquefasciatus (southern house mosquito)
Lineage: Eukaryota; Metazoa; Arthropoda; Insecta; Diptera; Culicidae
Exons: 3
Coding region: 1-4830 (1609 amino acids)
Biological process (GO): DNA integration
Molecular function (GO): nucleic acid binding
Source: RefSeq, a predicted model, not a curated record
AUGGAAUCGAUUACCGCGAAACGGAAUUCUCUCUUUGCGAAAGUGAAACGCGAACUCGAAACCGCGGAACGAGUGAAGACGCAAAACCCCUCACUCUCUGAGGUCCGGGAGCGUCUGGUGCGCCUCGAGGCGCUGGGGAACAGUUUCUUCGACGUCCAGGACCAGUUCGAGGACGGAACCUCAGCGACCACCUUGGAAAACCUAGUCUCGGUCUUCGACUACCGGAAGGAGUUUGAAGAUCGGUACUAUGCAGCGAAGGCGAUCUACGCUGCCCUCGACGAAGGUUCCGGCGCCAGCGAUCGAUCGUUCGCUGAGCCGGCGAACAACCUAAAGACUGCGGUAGCGGCGCUGUUGGAAACGCAACGAGCGCUCCUGUCCAACCAAGCGGCCCACGCAGCCCAGCUGAACCAGAUUCAGCAGGGAAACCAACCUCCAGCAGGACAACCAGCUCAAGCACAACCGGAUCCCUUCAUCAACGUCCGGCUUCCUCCAAUCAACAUCCCGAAGUACGCGGGAGUCCGGAAAGAAUGGCUUUCGUUCAAGGACUUGUUCGUCAGCACCAUCCACAGCAAGGAGUCGCUGCGGCCAUCACAGAAGCUGCAGUACUUGAAGUCGCUGCUGGAGGGAGACGCAGCAUCCCAAAUCAGCUCAUUCGGCAUCUCGGAUGACAACUACCCGCUGGCGUGGGACAAGCUGCUGAGGAAGUACGACCAGAAGAAGUACACCGUGUUCGCGCUUGUGAAGGAGUUCCUGGACCAACCUGUCGUGUCAGACGCAACCGCUGGCAACCUCCAGAAGCUGGUCACGACCUCGGACGAGGUAGUUCGGCAGCUCGACGUCUUGGGCGAGCAGUACCAGUCACGGGACCCCUGGCUGAUCCAGCUGCUCCUGGAGAAGAUUGACGAGGAGACGCAGGCGCUCUGGUGGAGCGGGGCGAAGAAGGAGAUACGAAAGCAGCCGGCCAAGCCAGCUGAGAAGAAGGUGCAGAGCUACGUCGCAACACCGCAGCCCUGCCCAAAGUGUUCCAAAGAGCACUUGCUGUUCCUGUGCGAAGCGUUCAAGGCGUCCAGCGUCGCCGACCGUCGGGAGUUGGUGCAGAAGUCCAGACUUUGCUUCAACUGCCUGAGGACGUCGCACACGGCAAAAACCUGUUCCUCGAAGCACACCUGCAAGACUGAUGGAUGCAACCAGCGUCAUCAUACGCUCCUCUGUCAACACGGCGGCAGACAGGCAGCUACCGCAGGGCUUCCGGGUCAACAGAUAGCAGCGAUGCCGGUCCAGCAACCGGCCAUGGAAGCUCAACCCACGGUUCCGAGUUUCAAGGCGGAGGUCACCAGUGAUCCAGCUGUCAAGAUCACCGUUCUACCCACUGCGCUCGUCAAGCUGCGCGGUAAGAAUGGUGUCUUCCACACUGCUAGGGCGAUGAUAGACUCGUGCUCUGGCGCGUCGCUGAUAAGCGAGGCCUGCAUGACGCGACUCGGGAUCAGCCGGAGCAACGCGCGGUUUCCUGUAACCGGAGUUGCCGGGACACAAGCAGGAACCACCCGGGGAAUGGCGCUGCUGGAGAUUGCACCCCGUUUCAGCGACGAAGUGGUGAUGAAGACGCAGGCGUACGUGCUCGAAGUGUUGGCUCCCCCCACACCGUGCCAAAGCUUCAAGCCCAAGCAAUUGGAACUACUCCGUGGGCUCCAGCUAGCCGAUCCGGAGUACUACAAAGCGGGACCGGUAGACGUCAUCCUAGGCGCCGAGCUGUUCCUGCCGAUUCUACAAGCGGGCCAGGUUACAGACGAGCACGGUCUACCCGUGGCCCAGAAGUCAUCGCUCGGCUGGCUCGUCGCCGGCAAGUUCGGCGGUGAAACAGUGCUGCAAACAAAUCUGGUGUCCUUCACGGUGCAGCUGGAUGUCAACAUCGACCAGACGCUGCGCAAGUUUUGGGAAACCGAAGAAGUGCCUGCGGUCAAGAUACUCACUGCCGACGAGAAGAGCGCUGUUGACAUCUUCAACAUGACCACCAGGCGCAACGACGAGGGCCGAUUCGUGGUUCGGCUCCCCUUCGACGACUCCAAGCCGGCAUUGGGCGACUCGCUCGGUGCGGCACUCAGAAGGCUGCAUGCGAUGGAGCGGAAGUUCCUCUCGAAUCCGCCGUUCAAGCAAGCCUACCGCAACUUCAUGUCCGAGUACCAGCAACUGGGACACAUGGAGCUCAUCCCGCAAUCCGAAGUCGACAAGCACCCCAGCGAGUGCUUCUAUUUGCCUCACCACGCAGUCCAGAAGGAGGACAGUUCAACAACGAAGUUGCGUGUCGUCUUCGAUGGCUCGUGCAGAACCAGUUCUGGCGUGUCGUUGAACGACCGAUUGCUGAUUGGUCCAAACAACAACGAAGACCUGUACGACGUCUACUGCCGCUUCCGCACCUACCCCGUGGUCUUCGUGAGCGACAUCGAGAAUAUGUACAGGCAAGUACGGGUGAACAAGCAGGACACGGACUUCCAGCGGAUCGUCUGGCGCGAUGAUCCCGACCAACCGGUGCAACACUAUCGUCUGACGACGGUGACGUACGGUACUUCAAGCGCAGCCUACUUAGCGACCGAGUCUCUUCGACAAGCGGCCCGAGACAACGCUGAGAAGCACCCCGCAGCAGCUGACAGGAUCCUCAAAGGGUUCUACGUGGACGACCUGAUGUCCGGUGCCGACACGGUCGAAGAAGCUCAAGAGCUAGCUGGCCAGAUCACAACCAUCCUGGGCGAAGCUGGAUUCGUCCUCCGAAAGUGGUCCUCCAACGCACCCGAGCUGCUGGAGAACAUCGCAGACAGCCGACAGGGACCAGUCCCUGUUGAGUUCACGAACGUGACAGCGUCGGUCAAGGCACUUGGGAUUCACUGGUCUCCAACUAGUGACUGGUUCGAGUUCAAAGUCAACCUGGACAUCAAUAGCCCGAACACGAAGCGUCAACUCCUCUCCGACGCAUCCAGGCUAUUCGACCCGUUCGGAUGGCUCGCUCCAGUGAUCGUCAAGAUCAAAAUCAUCUUCCAACUGCUGUGGCUGUACGACUUGCUGUGGGACGACCCGCUGCCACCCCUUCCCGAAGCAGAUUGGAACACCAUCAAGCAAACGCUUCACCUGCUGGAGCAGAUUCGCGUGCCUCGCCGAAUUCCAGCCUUCAACGGCAAGUUGCAGCUGCUCGGAUUCUCGGACGCCUCGGAGUCGGCGUACUCAGCAGUCGUCUACGGUCGGUCUGCGGACCGCAACGGGAAAAUCCACAUCGUGCUGAUUUGCGCUAAAACCAAGGUUGCGCCAAUUCAGCAGAUCUGCGUCCCAAAGCUCGAACUCAACGGUUCCUGGCUGCUGGCCGCCCUGAUGAAGCGAGUCUCCCUCGCUUUGUGCCACCUCGAGCUGCAACACUUUGCCUUCACGGACUCGGCAAUCGUACUGGAAUGGUUGUCGGCACACCCUCGCAAGUGGAAGACUUUCGUCGCCAAUCGAACGUCAGCGAUCCUGGACUUCCUGCCCAGGAGCAUGUGGCACCACGUGUCAUCGAAGGACAACCCGGCCGACUGUGCGUCGCGAGGAUCUCGCCGCUCGAGCUGCUCAACCAUCCGCUGUGGUGGGACUCCCCUACUGGGCUCACAGCGAGCAGUCGUUCUUGGAACACUGCGCAGCACCAGCACCGAAGGCACCACCCCUCGAAGAACGACAAAUUCGCACAUUCUGUCUGGAGAUUGGCUCCCGCGUAGCAACUUCACCCUGGAGCGCUACCUUCUCGAUCGGUUCUCCUCGCUACGCCGCUGCACUCGGACGCUGGCGACGAUCCGACGGUUCCUGUUCAACCUGGCGCGACCGAAGGUGGAACGCUUAACCGGACCGCUGACACCGGCGGAACUCAAGGUAGCUGGUCUACAACUCGUGCGACUAGCACAACACGAAGCAUUUGCGAAGGAGAUUGCCUGCCUGCGCAAAUCGACCGAGGUUUCCAACAAGAGCAAGCUGCGCCCGCUCUUUCCGUUCAUCGACCGAGACGGAACACUUCGUGUCGGAGGAAGGCUGCAGAACGCCGACAUCCCCUACGACAUGAGACACCCGCCCAUUCUGCCGCAGCAGCACCGACUGACAACACUUGUCAUUCAAGACCUUCACCUGGACAACCUACACGCAGGGCCUACCUUGGUGAUCUCAACCCUCAACCAGCGCUUUUGGGUGAUGGGAUGCCAAACGGUCGUGCGACAGCAACUGCAAAAGUGCGUUCGCUGCUGCCGAAUGAAAGCCAGAACCGCUCAGCAGCUGAUGGGAAGUCUUCCGGCGGUACGAACAACACCGGCCAGAGCAUUCGUCCACGUCGGAGUCGACUACGCAGGGCCAAUCCUCGUCAAGAGCGGCAACCCAAGGAAACCACACGUGACAAAGGGCUACAUCGCAGUGUUCGCCUUCUUCGGUGCACUCAAACGGUUCAUCGCCAGAAGGGGACUGUGCACCGAGAUAUGGUCCGACAACGGGACGAACUUCGUCGGAGCCGAUCGGCAGAUGCAGGAGUUUUUUGAAACCGACGAGUUCAAGCAACAAGCCGCCCACUUCGCUGCCAACAUUGGGAUCAAGUGGACCUUCAUUCCGCCUUCCGCACCCCACAUGGGAGGAUUGUGGGAAGCAGCGGUCAAAAGUGCGAAGACCCACCUGCGCAAGGUCCUGGGAAACGAGUCGGCCACCUACGAAGAGCUCUACACCAUCCUGACGCAAAUCGAGGCCUGCCUCAACUCGCGCCCACUUUGCGCCCUCUCCAACUCUCCCGAUAGCUGCGAGGCUCUCACCCCGGACACUUCAUCAUCCAACAGCCGAUGA